This is a messenger RNA of Labeo rohita (rohu), 6776 nucleotides long. It is a transcript of the gene dtnbb, whose product is annotated as dystrobrevin, beta b. Gene Ontology annotation, biological process: synaptic signaling. The transcript has 22 exons. Gene Ontology annotation, molecular function: zinc ion binding. The record is from RefSeq and is a predicted model, not a curated record. Bases 409 to 2211 code for a protein of 600 amino acids. NCBI's taxonomy places the organism in Eukaryota, Metazoa, Chordata, Actinopteri, Cypriniformes, Cyprinidae. Gene Ontology annotation, cellular component: synapse; plasma membrane.
GGAGUGCUCUGCUGUCCUCUGCUGUUGGCUGAUGCUCAGAGAAGCGCUCGUACUGCAGUUCUUACAAGACCGAAUCAAACGGAACGGUAACCACGGCACAAAUAUGACGAUGGGGGAGCGCAGCGCUAGCAAACUGCGGAUUAUUGGCUCGGUAUUUGUCAGCCUGUAUUAAAAAAGUGAAACGAAAGAGAGCUGUGAUGAAGAUGAUGAUGAUACGCCAGGAAUCGAGUGCGAGAUCGUUGAUCGCUCUCAUCAGAUGCUGAUGAUGGUCGCGCAACCUGCGUGAUUUCCUCCCGCUGCGGCUUAUGAUCCGGAAGUCUCAUCCAUAGGCAUACUUCCACAUUGAGGAAAAAGGAGCUUCCUGGUCCCUUUGCAUCACCUUAUCUGAGUCCCAGCCAACCUGACAGAAUGAUUGAAGAGGGAAGUAAAAGCAGCAAGUCCAUGGUGGAGAAGAGGCAGCUCUUCAUGGAGAUGAGGGCACAAAACUUUGAUGUUAUUCGUCUCUCAACAUAUAGGACGGCAUGUAAGCUACGAUUUGUUCAGAAACGAUGCAACCUUCAUUUAGUGGACGUGUGGAACAUGAUCGAAGCUUUCCGUGACAAUGGGUUGAGCACACUAGACCACAACGCGGAGAUUAAUGUGUCACGCCUGGAGACCAUUUUGUCCUCCAUCUUCUACCAGCUCAACAAGCGGCUGCCCACCACCCACCAGAUAAACGUGGAGCAGUCCAUCGGCCUGCUGCUCAACUUCAUCGUGGCCACUUAUGACAGUGAAGGCCAUGGGAAACUUACAGUGUUUGCUAUGAAGGCAAUGCUAGCUACAAUGUGUGGCGGUAAAAUACUGGACAAAUUACGUUAUAUAUUUUCCCAGAUAUCAGACUCAAAUGGGGUGAUGGUCUUUGCCAAAUUUGACCAGUUCCUGAGGGAAGUGUUGAAGCUCCCCACGGCAGUGUUCGAGGGCCCGUCCUUCGGCUACACCGAGCACUCUGUGAGAACAUGCUUCCCUCAGCAGAAGAAGAUCUUGCUGAAUACGUUUUUGGAUGUGUUGAUGGCAGAUCCACCCCCGCAGUGCCUCGUAUGGCUACCUCUCAUGCACCGACUCGCUAAUGUAGAGAAUGUCUUCCAUCCAGUGGAAUGUUCGUAUUGCCGGAGUGAGAGCAUGAUGGGUUUCCGGUACCGCUGCCAGCAGUGCCAUGGCUACCAGCUUUGUCAGAGCUGCUUCUGGCGUGGUCAUGCCAGCGGUCCCCAUAGCAACCAGCACCAGAUGAAGGAGCACUCCUCAUGGAAGUCUCCAGCAAAGAAGCUCAGCCAUGCCAUCAGUAAAUCUCUGGGCUGCAUGCCGAUCGGAGAGCCGCCUCACCCUGUGUUUCCAGAGGCAGCGGAAAGACCUCAGGACCUCGCACACACCACUCAGCUGAGGCCAGUGGCCAACGACAUGAACGAUACCGUUCUCAUUUCCUCCGGGGCGCCCACGCCUUCAAAAAGCACCCUUGAGAGUCCCAGCAGACUGGAUGAAGAGCAUCGUCUUAUCGCUCGAUACGCUGCUCGUCUGGCGGCGGAGGCCAGCAACUCCACCCAAUGCCCUCCAACUGAUCUGAGUUUCAACUUUGAUGCUAAUAAGCAACAGAGGCAGCUCAUCGCAGAACUGGAGAAUAAAAACAGGGAGAUACUGCAGGAAAUCCAGCGUCUACGUCUAGAGCAUGAACAGGCUUCUCAACCCACUCCUGAGAAAGCACAGCAAAACCCCACUCUACUGGCAGAGCUGCGACUGCUACGGCACAGAAAAGACGAGCUGGAGAGGCGCAUGUCGGCCCUGCAGGAGAGCAGGAGAGAGCUCAUGGUCCAGCUGGAAGGUCUCAUGAGGCUGCUGAAGGAUGAAGAGCAGAAACAGGCAGCUCAAACGGGGAGUUCACCCCACUCAUCUCCCAGCCACAGUGCCAGCUGCACCAUGCCUAUGCCCAUCCGCUCCACCUCAGCCGGCUCAACCCCCACACACACGCCACAGGACUGCCUGGCAGGGGUCGGAGAUGACGUGCUGGAUGCCUUCUCUCAGGGUGUACCAAGAAAUCUCCGUAAUGAUCUUUUAGUGGCUGCAGACUCAAUCACAAACACUAUGUCGUCACUAGUGAAAGAACUUCACUCAGUGGACGACGGUUUGGAUGAUGAAGAGGAGAACAUGCGAAACGGAAGAGAGAAGGCUGAGUCAGAGUAAAAGAAUAUAGAAUAUUUCAUUGUCAUCGCUGAAGCAUUCUGGGAAAAGGCACUCCACCCCUUCAUUCUAAGCCCCAGGAAAGAACCAGCGACAUCAGAACCUCCUGGCAUUCGCACAUUGACAAAUGCAUGCUCUUCCCCAACUGGGUUUCACUAUGUGAAACAAACUCUUCAUCACAUCUUGCACAGAGCAAGUUGUAUUUAUUAGGAAGUAUAUAAAUAUAUACAUAUAUAUAUAUAUAUAAAUAUAGCUCUAUGUCUAUCUGUAUAAACCCAUUGUUAUCACGUUGCCCAUGAGAAUGGCUUGUUUGUGCUUUCUUAAAAACCUUUAUGAAUUUGUGAUUACUACUCUCCGAAACGAACGCACUGUGCAUCUUCAUGACGUCACUCAAAUCGAUCUAUGCUGUAGCUAUUUUUUCCCCACACAAGAAGCUUUUUUGUAUAACUAGUGAUGAUUUUUUGUGUUUUAAUGCAUGGAGUGGCUCUAUCCCUGGAUGGGUGGAGAGGGCUCGUAUUUGCUCUGCAUGUGACAUUCAUUCCGAACUACUCGAGUGAUGCCUGCUCCGUCGCUCCUUGUAGUCUUCUGAUCAUCAAACUGCUGCUUCUGCAUCACACGCAUCAGAACCACCAUAUAUCAGGGACGUCUCGUAGAGCUCGCCGUUUGUCUGGGAUUUCCGCUACUGUGUUCAGUUUAGCCCGUCGCUGUGACCGUUGUUUUAGCGCUUUGGUAUCGCCUCUUAGUUUAGAGUAUGUAUCUCUCUGUAUUUUUGGAGAGCAUAAAGGGACUUUAAUGGAACACGGAUAUAUAUUCCGUGCAUCCAUAAACCAGCUUAGCCAGCCAUCUUUGAGUGCACACGUCUCUGUAAAAGUUACUUCAAAAGCUUUAUUGAGUUCAGUUCUUGUGUAUACUUGUGUGAAAUAAAUGAAACCAGUGCUCAGGGACUGUUGAGAGAGGAAUGCGGUAGCAACGCUUGUGAACAAAUGAGUGGAAUUUACUUUGACACCACGAAGGUCAAAUGUCAAAGAUUAGCACAGGUCAUAAAAACUUUAUGGAACGACUGAGUGAUGAAAACCAGGAUUGUCCGUCUCUGCCGCAUAAGAAAAAAAAGUGCUUUGGUAAAUUAUAAUUAAGACAUGAAAACAUGAAAUUAGGACAAACUAAGUCAUAACUAGAAGAUAAAAAGUCAAAAGUGUGUAAUAAAUAGUCGAAAUGUAGGUAAAAAAAUUAUAAUUAUGCCAUAAAAGCAAAAAAAGUCAAAAUUAGGACAGAAGAUGCAGUUAUGACAUACUAAGUCAUCAUGAGAAGUCAAAAUUAGGACAAAAAGUCUAAAUUAUGACAUACUAAGUCAUAAUUCUGAGAAAAAUAGUUAUGACAAGUCCAACUUGAAAUAAAAAAAGUCAUAAUUAUGCCAGAAAAACUCCAUAAAUACCAUAAAAAAAACGACAUAAAGAGGUAGACAUACCAAGUCAUAAAUAAGUCAUAUGAAAAGUCAAAAUUGAGGUUAUAAUUGACAAAAGGUCUAAAUUCUGACAUACUAAGUCAUAUUUGUGAGAAAAGUUGAAAUUGACAAAGUUGAAAUUGACAGUCAAAAUUAUGACAAAAAGUAAACAUUUAGAUUAAAAAAGUCAUAAUUAUCCCAUAAAAACAUAAAUUAUGAAAAAAGGGUAGAAAUUGACAUACUAAGUCAUAAAUCAUAUACUGUAGAUAAAACGUCAAAAUUAUGACAUUAAAACAUCAAAAUUCUGACAAGUUAUAAUUUACCUAAAGUCUAAAUUAUGACAAACUAAGUUAUAAUUUGAAAGAAAGUUUAGAUUAUGACAAAGUUGAAAUUGACAGUCAAAAUUAUGACAAAAACAUAAAUUACAUAAAAACUGACAUAAGUCAUAUAGUUAAAUUGUCAAAAUUAUGAGAUAAAAAAUCGAAAUUAUGAGAAGGUAUAACUGACAAAAAGUCUAAAUUAUGGCAUACUAAAUCAUAAUUUUGAGGAAAAAAAGUUUAAAUUAUGACAAAGUUGAAACUGGUAGUCAAAAUUAUGACAAAAAGUCAAAACAGAGAUGAAAAACGUCAUAAUUAUCCCAUAAAAACUCAUAACAUAAAAAACUUAAAUGACAAAAAGGUAGAAAUUGACAUGAAGUCAUGAAUAAGUCCCAAUUAUGAGAUUUAAAAAAAAAUCAAAAUUAUUCAAAGUUAAAAUAGACAAAACUAAAUUAUGACAUACUAAAUCAUAAUUUGACAAAAAGUCAAAAUUGAGAUAAAAAGGCAUAAUUAUCCCAUAAAAACUCAUAAACAAAUUACAUAAAAGGGUAGAAAUUGAUCAUGAGUAAGUCAUAUAGAUAAAAUGUCAAAAUCACAAGAAAAAAAAGUUAUAAUUGACAACAGGUCUAAAUUAUGGCUUACUAAGUCAUAAUUAUAGGCAAAAAAGUUCAAAUUAUGACAAAGUAGAAACUGACAGUCAAAAUUAUGACAAAAAAGUCAAAAAAAAAAAAAAAUCAAGAGAUAAAAGAUAAAAGAUAAAAAAAAUCAUAAUUAUCCCAUAAAACUCAUAAAAACAUAAAUGACAUAAAAGAGCAGAAACUGGCAAGCUAAAUGGUCAUAAAUAAAUCAUGUAGAUAAAAACUCAGAAUUAUGAGAAAAAAGUCAAAAUUAUAAGGUUAUAAUUGAUAGAAAGUCUAAAUUAUGACAUUAAAUUAAGUCAUAAUUAUAAGAAAAAAUGUUCAAAACUCAAACUAAGUUGAGAUUGAUAGUCAAAAUUAUGACAGUUGAAAUUGACAGUCAAAAUUAUGACAAAAAGUCAAAAGUGAGAUGAAAAAGUCAUAAAUACCCCAUAAAAACUCAAUAAUAUCAUAAAAAAAACAAAUGACAUAAAAAGUAGAAAUUGAUAAAUAAAUCAUAGAUAAAGUCACAAUUACGAGAUAAAAAUAAAAAACAUAAAAAAUUAUGAGAAGUUAUAAUUGACAAAAAAGUCUAAAUUAUGACAUAAUUAUAAGAAAAUAGUUCAGAUUAUUACAAAGAUGAAACUGACAGUCAAACUUAUGAGAAAAAAUUCAUGACUGAUAAAUUUUAUCUCAAAAGUUAGACUUUUUAUCAUAAUUAUGACUAAGCAUAUCAUAGAUUCCACUUUUUACGUCACAAUCAUGAUUGACAAAAGCAGGAUUUUUUUCUUGUGUGACAGUGUUGCGUAUCAGACGUGAAAAAGCGGUGUUAAGAAAAGGACAUGAUUAGAGUCUAAAGCUUUAUUGUCGUGAGGAAGACAGUUUGACUUACUGUACUUGAAUCAGAAGGAAUUCAGGUUCAAUAAUUACAUUUAUCUAAUGAUUAUAAGUACGUACUUGUGUUACACUCGUGAUUUGUUCUUCGUUAGUUUGGUUUUGAAAUAAGAAAUGGGUUUUAAAUAAGGAAUAAUAAUAUCCAUUAUUUAAAAAAAGUUUUGUUUAUGACUGCUAACAUUUGAAUGUUAAAUUAGAUACUGUAAAUCCAUUGAGCAGUUUGAAGUGAGUUUUGAUGUAGAAUAUUAAGAUUCUUUAAUAUUUAUGAGGGUCAUUUGAUCGAAUGAUUCAUUCACUGUUUAUUACUUUUCUAAAAUGCUUGUAAUUCUGCAUUAGGGAGUCUUUCGAAUGGCUACAGUACGAACAAGUGAGGUCUCAUUGGAAAAAAGUGUCGCUUCUGUUAUAGUGAAAGCAAUCAUACAGUAUAUUUGCUUUUCAAAUCAGAUUUUACAUGAUCAUAAUGCUUGUUCUGUGUUGAAGGAAAGAAUAUUCAGUGUAGUUGGGAAAAUAUUGUCAUUGCUUAAAUUUGCAGCUUGGACGACAACGUACGAAAACUCUCAGAUGGCAAGUUUGAACGUUUGAUUAUGUUCCAACAUUUGCUACAAAUAUGAAUGCAAUCUUCUGAUGUAGGUGUGUGCCUAGAUGUACUGUAUAAAGUGCUGUAUAAAAUAAAAUAUUCUUCAGCCCUUAGAUAGGAGUUUUAGUAUGUGACUUAGUCGGAAUGCAGUCUUUAUUUACCUGUGAUCUUUGGAAAAAAAAAAUAUUGUUCUGCCUUUAAAAGUUGUGCCAAACUGUUUGCCAACCUGUAGUGUGUCCUUUAGGUAUUCGUUCUGUGUAUUUGUGCGUGUUAAACCACAAUUUAUUGAUUAUGAAUUUACCGAAGCAGUCCACCGAGAGGAUAACUAAUAACGGGGUGCCUUAAAUGGUUGAAACACAAUACAGUUUAAGCGGAAGGAACCCUGCUUGAAAUCAAUUUCAAGCAUCAUUGCGAAUUUAUAUGUUACAGAUGGGCCUCCAACGGAGGACCUCCUAUGUCCUCAAAGUUAGACGAAUAGACAAUAUUUCAGAAACGAAAUCUGUACCAUCAGGUUUUCAUUUCUUUGGCAACUCUUUGGUGAUUUUAUUGUGUUCAAACACCCAAACUGUCAGUUGAAGCUACAAACGUUGUUUAAUUAUUUCAUUUGAUGGUUUUGCUGCUGUAUACAAUCACUGAUUGCAAUGGUUUACGUCCAUAUUUGCGUUUACGUCUCCCCUAUGUCUUUUUGUAUACUAUUAAAGGGUAAAAUAUAUGGACAAUGA